Messenger RNA from Darwinula stevensoni, 1671 nucleotides. Lineage: Eukaryota; Metazoa; Arthropoda; Ostracoda; Podocopida; Darwinulidae. The record is from the annotation of a GenBank genome assembly.
GUGGCAUGUCCUUCGGAUGGAUUCAUCGCUGGGGGAACAGUUUGCCGCGCCUCAGCAGGAAUUUGUGAUGUUUCAGAAUCUUGUACAGGAGCAGUUGCCUCUUGUCCUGCAGAUGCGCUAACAGCAAGUGGUACUAUAUGUAGAGUUUCAUCUGGCGUUUGUGAUCCUGCAGAAACAUGUACAGGUUCUACAGCUUCUUGUCCUGCGGAUGCCUUUUUUGCAUCUACGGUAGUAUGCCGUGCAUCAGCAGGGGUAUGUGAUGUAAAAGAAAACUGCACCGGAUCUACUUCUCCAUGUCCUGCCGAUGCAUUAACAGCAGCCGGGACAAUAUGCCGAGCCUCAGCCGGAGUUUGUGAUGUGUUUGAAAGUUGUACCGGCAGUUCAGCAGCUUGCCCGGCAGAUGCAUUAAUAGCAGCUGGCACAGUUUGUAGAGCCCAAGCAGGCGUUUGUGAUGUUUCAGAAUCUUGUACAGGAAGUUCAAGUGCAUGUCCUACUGGAACAGUUUGCCGUGCAUCAGCAGGCGUUUGUGAUUUAGCGGAGACAUGUACAGGAUCAGCAGCAGCCUGCCCAUCAGAUGUGUUAACUGCCGCAGGAACAGUUUGUCGAGCUUCAGCUGGAGUUUGUGAUCUUGCAGAAGCAUGUAAUGGAAUAUCGGUAGCAUGCCCUGCUGAUGUAAUCACUACAGCAGGAACAGUUUGUCGUGCAUCAGCGGGUACUUGUGAUCCUCAAGAGGCAUGUAACGGAGUAUCAGUGGCAUGCCCAGCGAAUACAUUUACUUCAGCAGGAACUGUAUGUAGAGCUUCAUUAGGCGUUUGUGAUGUAUUAGAAACAUGUACAGGUGCAGCAGCCGCUUGUCCAACUGACGGAUUUAUAGCAGCAGGAACAGUUUGUCGUGCAUCAGCAGGCGUUUGUGAUGUGGCUGAAACAUGUACCGGAGCUUCCUUUGUAGAAUUACAACAGGAGUUUGUGAUCCAACAGAAAAUUGUACGGGUAGUUCAGCUGCUUGUCCUGCCAAUAGUUUUACUGCAGCAGGCACAGUUUGUCGUGCAUCAGCAGGUGUAUGUGAUGUUGUCGAAACAUGUACUGGAUCUGCAGCAGCGUGUCCGGCAGAUGCGUUUUCUUCAUCGGGAACAGUUUGUCGUGCAUCAGCUGGUAUUUGUGAUCCACAAGAGUCGUGUACCGGAGCCUCAGUGGUAUGCCCAUCGAAUACACUUAGUUUGUCAGGGACUGUUUGUAGAGCCGCUGCAGGGGUAUGUGAUCUCAUUGAAACGUGCACUGGAUCAGCAGCAGCCUGUCCUACUGAUGGAUUCACAGCAUCGAGUGUCCUUUGUCGGGUACAGUCUGUCGUGCUUCAGCGGGCAGCUUCCACCGGACCAUGCGAUCCACAAGAAAAUUGUACCGGCAGUUCUGCUGCAUGCCCUACUAAUGUGUUUACAGCAGCAGGCACUGUUUGUCGUGCUUCAGCUGGCAUUUGUGAUCCGCAAGAGGCAUGUACAGGCUCCUCAGCAGCAUGUCCAGCGAAUUCUUUUACGGCAGCUGGUACUGUAUGUCGGGCAUCAAGUGGUACUUGUGAUCCUCAAGAAAUAUGUACCGGAGCUUCAGCACCAUGUCCGGCAGACGCAUUUUCAGCAGCUGGCACUGUAUGUAGGGCUUCGGCAGGAGUAUGUGAUG